This is a messenger RNA of Panicum virgatum (switchgrass), 1725 nucleotides long. RefSeq lists its product as uncharacterized. The transcript has 3 exons. The record is from RefSeq and is a predicted model, not a curated record. Lineage: Eukaryota; Viridiplantae; Streptophyta; Magnoliopsida; Poales; Poaceae. The coding region runs from base 1 to 1725 and encodes 574 amino acids.
AUGGCGCCGGAGUCCCCUUCCCCCGUCGACCCUGCCGCUGCCGAGGCGCAGCGCGUGCAGGACGCCGCCGACGCCAAGCAGCGCGCGGCAGACCAGGAGAAGGAGCGCCUGGCCCUUGCCGCGGCCGCCGCGGCCGCCGCCAAGGAACGCGUCCGCGCCGCCCUCAAGGCUCUUGAACUCGAGCGCCGCACCGCUGCCGACCUCGAGCGCAAGGCGGCCGACGCCCACAAGCUGGCCAACCCACCCAUCCACCACGACGGCGGCGCCGACGAUGACUUCCACGACGCCGCCGCGUAUGAAGCCGCCGUCAUCGCCAAUCUUCAUGCACAAGCCGCCGGUGUCCAGAACAUCCGGACCGAUGCUGCGCACCCCACCGUCCCGGCAUGGCGCCGCAUGGACGCCGUCGUCCUCUCGUGGCUCUUCGGCGCCGUCACCACUGAGCUCAUGGAGACCGUGCGUACCCGCGGCGGCACGGCACGCACGGCCUGGCUUGGCAUCGAGGCGCAAUUUCUCGGCAACCGAGAAUUCCGCGCCCUCCAACUCGAUGCCAAGUUCCGCAUCUUCACCCAAGGCGACCUCUCCAUCGGCGAAUACUGCUCCAAGAUGAAGUCCAUGGCGGAUCAGCUCGGGGACCUCGGUGAAGUGGUCCAUGACCGCACUCUCGUCCUCAAUGUCCUUCGGGGCUUGAACGAGCGGUACGCGCACAUGCGCAUCCACUUCCGCCGCACCAACCCGUUCCCCUGCUUCCGCGACGUCCGCAACGACCUUCUCCUCGAGGAGCUCUCCGUCGAUGCGCCGGCCUCUGCUCCACCCACCGCCCUCCUCGCCUCGACCACCAAGGGUGCGUCCGUGGGCGAUUCCUCGCGCAGCCCCGCGGCCCCCUCCAGCGGUGGCUCCGGGGGCUCUGGCCGCGGCUCCAGCGGCGCCGGCGGCUCGGCCAACACAGGAACCGGCGGCAGCGGCGGCAACAGGCGACGGCGGCGCAAGGGGCAAGGGCAGGCGCAGGGGCAGGCGCCUUGGCCAUCGAUCUACAAUCCCUGGACGGGUCAGAUCACGAUGUGGCCUGGCACAUCCGCGGGCCAACAGCAGCAACGUGGACCGGCGGCCCAACAACAGCAGCGUGGCAAUGGGCCGCAGCAGGCCACCUUCCAUCCGGCCUUGCUGGCCGCCCUUCAGCCGCAGCCGGCCCUCUUACAGCAGCAGGCCCAGCAGCAACAGUUGGCCCAACAGCAACAGUUCGCCCUACAGCAGUUCGCCCCGCAGCAGCAUCACGCGGUGCCCGGCCAGCAGCAACAUCAGACGCCCUGGACACCAUGGUCCGGCUCUUGGGAUCAGCAGUCAUUAGCUAACAGUUUUAGCACAAUGACGCUGCACCCCCCUGCCUCCACCGACUGGGUUGUCGACACUGGUGCCUCUACCCACAUGACUCCAGAUUCCGGAUAUCGGUGUCUGGAUCUUUCCACCAAUCGGAUCCUCAUCUCUCGACAUGUUGUCUUCGAUGAGGCUUCGUUUCCCCUCUCCGGCACCCCUCAUCCUACUAAUGAGCUUGAUUUUCUGCAGUCUGACCACGAGGUCUCGGUGUUCCCCAUCGGACCUCGCCCCUCUGGUGUCCCUGAUGCGCCCCCUGCAGGACUCCACGACGAUGGCGCCCGGGUCAUGCCAUCUGUGUCGACGCCACACGUCCCCGUGCUCCUGCCGCCCCAGCUCCAGCUCCGGCAUCUGUGA